GUCAAAAAAUAACCUGACUAAAUAAAAAGCAUAAAAUUUUAUUCUUAGUAAAUUGAAUUAUUUUGUUCUAAGUUCUUUUAUUUAAAUUUUCUAUUGUUGGAAUCUUCAUAAAAAUGUCGUCAAAUAAGUCAUCAGAUGAACCUCAACAAAUUGAUUUAACAAAGCUAAAUCUUCCACAAUUGCAACAACUGAAAAUGGAAUUUGAAUCGGAACUAAGUGUUUUUCAAGAGUCCCUUCAAACUCUUGUAAAAUGUAAAGGGAAAUAUUCUGCUUCAAAAGAAGCUCUCGAGCAAAUUAAACCAGAUUGGGAGAAUAAAGAAAUAUUAGUCCCCUUAACAGGGAGUAUGUACAUCCCAGGUGUUGUGAAGAGUAUAGAUAAUUUUAUAAUUGAAAUAGGAACGGGUUACUACAUAGAGAAGGACUUGAGUGACUCAAAAGAUUAUUUCAAACGUAAAAUAGAUUAUGUUCAGGAGCAAAUUGAAAAAAUUGAUAAAAUUCAAGUUCAAAAGUCUCGAGUUCUAGGAGCAGUGCAAGAGGUUAUAGAGAUUAAAGUCGUGGCAAUGCAACAAGCAGCAAUUAAACAAACUGCGUAAAGCUUCAUAAAACAAAAAAAUUGUUUUUGAAUUAAAUCAUGAAAAACUCAUCUA
Molecule: messenger RNA, 647 nt
Organism: Condylostylus longicornis
Lineage: Eukaryota; Metazoa; Arthropoda; Insecta; Diptera; Dolichopodidae
Gene: Pfdn5
Product: probable prefoldin subunit 5
Exons: 3
Coding region: 114-593 (159 amino acids)
Biological process (GO): protein folding; regulation of DNA-templated transcription
Cellular component (GO): prefoldin complex; cytoplasm
Source: RefSeq, a predicted model, not a curated record